AUGGAGCCCAGCAACAGAACAGCCGUCUCCGAGUUCAUCUUGAAGGGAUUUUCUGGUUACCCGGCCCUGGAGCACCUACUCUUUCCUCUGUGUUCAUCCAUGUACCUGGUGACCCUGCUGGGGAACAGCGCCAUUGUGGCGGUGAGCACACUGGAUGCCCGCCUACACACACCCAUGUACUUUUUUCUGGGUAAUCUUUCCAUUCUGGACAUCUGCUACACAUCUACUUUCGUGCCCCUGAUGCUGGUCCACCUCCUGUCGUCCCGGAAGACCAUCUCCUUUACUGGCUGUGCCAUCCAGAUGUGUCUGAGCCUCUCUACAGGCUCCACAGAGUGCCUGCUGCUUGCCAUCAUGGCCUAUGACCGCUACCUGGCCAUCUGCCAGCCACUCAGGUACCCUGUACUCAUGAGCCAGAGGCUCUGCCUGAUGCUGGCAGGUACCUCCUGGGCACUCUGCCUCUUUAAGUCCGUGACAGAAACCGUCAUUGCCAUGAGGCUGCCCUUCUGUGGCCACCACGUGAUCAGACACUUCACCUGCGAGAUCCUGGCUGUGCUGAAGCUGGCCUGCGGUGACACAUCGGUCAGCGAUGUUUUCCUGCUGGUGGGCGCCAUCCUCCUCCUGCCUGUACCCCUGACCCUCAUCUGCCUGUCCUACAUGCUGAUCCUGGCCACCAUCCUGAGAGUGCCCUCAGCCGCCGGGCGCCGCAAAGCCUUCUCCACCUGCUCAGCACACCUGGCUGUGGUCCUGCUUUUCUAUAGCACCAUCAUCUUCAUGUAUAUGAAACCCAAGAGCAAGGAGGCCCACAUCUCUGACCAGGUCUUCACAGUCCUCUACGCUGUGGUCACCCCCAUGCUGAACCCCAUCAUCUACAGCCUGAGGAACAAGGAGGUGAAGGAGGCUGUCAGGAAAGUUUGGGGCAGUCGACAGGCCUGUAGGUGA
Myodes glareolus (Bank vole) is the source of this 939-nucleotide messenger RNA. It is a transcript of the gene Or13j1, whose product is annotated as olfactory receptor family 13 subfamily J member 1. Gene Ontology annotation, cellular component: membrane. Gene Ontology annotation, biological process: G protein-coupled receptor signaling pathway. NCBI's taxonomy places the organism in Eukaryota, Metazoa, Chordata, Mammalia, Rodentia, Cricetidae. The record is from RefSeq and is a predicted model, not a curated record. Gene Ontology annotation, molecular function: G protein-coupled receptor activity; olfactory receptor activity.